Messenger RNA from Mesoplodon densirostris (Blainville's beaked whale), 6177 nucleotides. It is a transcript of the gene CDCP1, whose product is annotated as CUB domain containing protein 1. Bases 180 to 2687 code for a protein of 835 amino acids. The record is from RefSeq and is a predicted model, not a curated record. The transcript is spliced from 9 exons. NCBI's taxonomy places the organism in Eukaryota, Metazoa, Chordata, Mammalia, Artiodactyla, Ziphiidae.
CCAGACAGCUCGGGCUCCCGCGGCGCUAGGCGGAGCCAGGGCCAGUCCGCCCCGCGCUCAGGUGAGCUAGACGGGACGGAACUAACAGGAGCCCGUGCCAGGCUCGGGUGCCCGCGGCCGCCGCUCCGAAUCACGGGCCACAUUCGCUUUCCCCGCCGACACCGAGGCGCCACGGAGCCAUGGCCGACCUGAACUGCAGGGUCACGGUCGGACUGCUGGGGGUCCUGCUGCUGGGCGCUGCGUGCCUGGCCCGCGGAGGGGAAACUUAUGAGAUUGCUCUGCCACGUGGAAGCAACAUUACAGUCCUCAUAAAGCCUGGGGCCCCAACUCGGCCAGCGAACCUAUGUCACAUCAUUUCUAAAGGAUUAGUAACCCCAUUGUCCAUCAAAGCCGGAGAGACAGUAGUCUUUUCCUUUACCUGCCAGGAUCCAGAGAAUCACUUUUUUAUCGAGAUCCAGAAGAAUAUUGACUGCAUGUCAGGUCCAUGUCCUUUUGGAGAGGUUCAUCUUCAGCCCUCAAUGUCGGUGUUGCCCGCCCUCAACAGAACCUUCAUCUGGGAUGUCAAAGCUAACAAGAACAUCGGUCUAGAACUGCAGUUCUCCCUCCCUCGCCUGAGGCAGAUCGGGCCGGGGGAGAGCUGCCCGGACGGAGUCACUCAUAGCAUCAGCAGCCGCGUUGACACCACGAUGGUCAGGAUUGGAACCUUCUGCAGCAACGGCACUGUGUCCCGGAUCAAAAUGCAAGAGGGAGUGAAAAUGGCCUUGGCACUCCCGUGGUUCCACAACAGAAACUUCUCCGGCUUCAGCAUCACAAACCGGUCGUCUAUAAAACGCCUGUGCAUCAUCGAAUCUGUGUUUGAAGGUGAAGGCACAGCCACCCUGAUGUCUGCCAACUACCCGGACGGCUUCCCUGAGGACGAGCUCAUGACGUGGCAGUUCAUCAUCCCCGCGCACCUGCGGGCGAGCGUCUCCUUCCUCCACUUCAGUGUCUCCAACUGCGUGAAGAAGGAGGAGCGGGUUGAGUACUGCCUCCCAGGCUCCACCACCAACCCCGAGGUGUUCAAGCUGCAGGACAGGCAGCCUGGGAACAUGGCCGGGAGCUUCAACCUCUCUCUGCAGGGCUGUGACCAAGAUACCCAAAAUCCAGGCAUCCUCCGGCUGCAGUUUCAAGUAUUGGUCCAACAUCCACAAAAUGAAAGCAAUAAAACCUACGUGGUUGACUUGAGUAACGAGCAAGCCAUGUCACUGACCAUUGAGCAACGGCCCAGAAAACUGAGCCGCAAAUUUGUCCCCGGCUGCUUCAUGUGUCUGGACUCUCGGAUCUGCAGCACCAACCUCACCCUGACAGCUGGCUCCAAACACAAGGUCUCCUUCCUUUGUGAUGAUCUCACACGCCUGUGGAUCAACGCCGAGAAAACCAUAAGCUGCCUGGACCACCGGUACUGCCACAGGAAGUCCCACUCGCUCCAGGUGCCGUGGUACAUCCUCCAGCUGCCUGUGCAGCUGCACGACUUCUCCUGGAAGCUGCUGGUGCCCAAAGACAGCAUCAGCCUGGCACUGGUGCCUGCCCAGAAGCUGCAGCAGCACACUCACGAGAGGGUUUGCAACACCAGCUUCAGCUACCUCGUGGCCAGUGCCGUUCCCGGCCAGGACCUUAACUUCGGCUCCUUCUGCUCUGGAGGCUCCAUCGAGCAGAUUCAGGUGAAGCAGAACGUCUCGGUGACCCUCCGCACCUUUGCCCCCAACUUCCAGCAAGAGGCCUCCAGGCAGAGCCUGACCGUGUCCUUUAUCCCCCACUUCAAAGAGGAAGGUGUUUUCACAGUGACCCUGGACACGAAAAACAAGGUCUACCUGAGGACCCCUAACUGGGACAGGGGCCUACCAUCCCUCACCUCCGUGUCCUGGAACAUCAGCGUGCCCCAAGACCAGGUGGCCUGCCUGACCUUCCUCAAAGAGCGGACGGGCGUGGUCUGCCAAACAGGGCGUGCGUUCAUGAUCAUCCAGGAGCAGCGGCCCCACGCCGAGGAGGUCUUCAGCCUGGAGGAGGAGGUGCUGCCCAAGCCAAGCUUCCACCAUCACAGCUUCUGGGUCAACAUCUCCAACUGCAGCCCCAUGAGCAGGAAGCAGCUGGACCUGCUUUUCUGGGUCUCGCUUACCCCAAGGACCAUAGACCUGACUGUCAUCAUCCUCGCGGUGGUGGGAGGUGGCACCUUACUGCUGUUUGCCCUCGGACUCAUCGUUUGCUUUGUGAAAAAGAAUAGGAAAAAGAAGAUCAACAAGGGCCCAGCUGUAGGUAUCUACAAUGGUAACGUCAAUACCCAGAUGCCGAUGCAGCCAAGAAAGUUUCAGAAAAGACAGAAGGACAAUGACUCCCACGUGUAUGCCGUCAUCGAUGACACCAUGGUGUAUGGGCAUCUGCUGCAGGAUUCCAAAGGGUCCUUCCUCCAGCCAGAGGUGGACACCUACCCGCCCUUCCAGGGCCCAACAGGGAACUGCCCUCCCUCCCCACCCCACAUAUGCUCCAGGGCUCCAACUGCAAAGUUGACCAAAGAUGAGCCAUCCUCUGGCUUCCUUUCUGAGUCUGAGAGCAAACCGUACACCUCCCACCCCAAAGACAGGAAUAUAAGCAAUAGGAACACAGACCCUCCCUUGCUAGAAACCUACGAGACCAUGGAGCCUGGGGAAUAACUUGGACCCACCCCAAAGACUUCACAUAAAUCAGGGCACUGAGAUGCCCUUUAGGGUUCCCACCCAGAAAUCCUGAAGAAGAGGAAUUCUGUGGAAGGAUAGCAGGAGGUUUUUCUGGAUGCCACCAACUUCUGAUUUCCAAGUGGACUCAUUCCAGUGCUGAGACAUUGAAAAUGAUGAAUUGUGAUCUGGAUACUAUCAUCACAGUGAAUGUCCUUCUAAACUCAGGUUGGGUUGUAACCAGUCCAUAAUGAGAGGUGAGAGGCUGAAUCACGCAGGACAGGGAUGCAAUGAGCCCUAGAUUUGGAUUUGGAUUUGGAUUUAGACUUCUUCAAGUUGACAGUGCCAACCCCUAGGAGCCCACGGAGACCUCUGCUCUCACUGGGGCCCCCUGGGUAGAAAUGUCAGUGUGCUUUAUUAUUAUUAUUAUUUAUUUGGUGGUCCUGUGUAUUUAAGAAGUCAAAUGUAUAGCCAUGCAGCUCUUUUCACCUGACGUAGUGACAGCUCACGCUAACUGGUUAGAUGGCUGGGUUUUGACUUCUGCUGACCACUAGAUAAACAUGUGCUUGUUCCCUGGGAGGUGGGAAUAAUUUGCAGUCUGUCCAGCCAGAAAAGGGUGUGUGUGCUUGAGGGUACUGACGCACAUCUGCUUUGAUAAGAGACUUGCUGGUUCUCUCACUCUGCGUGUGGUUAUCCUACCACAGAAAUCCAUCUUGAGUCCCAUUGUCCUUUGACCUAGGAGUAAGAGAAAUUUCCUGGAAUUGCCAUGUGUGGCUCUCCCAGCUGCAGCAAUACUUUAGCAUCUAAAUAGAAAUUUAGAGAGUAUUUUCAUCCUCUAAAAACAUUGAAGGAUACACCAAAGGAUGGCCACCUGUAUUAGUUUCCUAAUGCUACUGCAACAAAUUACUGCAAGCAUGGUGGCUUAAAAGAAUGCAAAUUUCCUAUCUUAGGGUUCUGGAGGUCAGAAGCGCAAAAUGGGUUUCACUGAGCGCAAAUCCAUGUGUCAGCAGAGCUGUGCUCCUUCUGGAGGCUCUAGGGGAGAAUCCGUCUCCUUGCCUUUUCUAGUUUGUAGAGGCUGCUCACAUUCUUUGCCUCUGAUGGUGGCAAUGUGACACUCCUGCUUCCUUCUUUUACUGACAAGGAACUUUCACUUACAAAGCCCGGCCGGAUAAUCCAGAAUUAUCUCCCCAUCUCAAGACCUUUAAUUACACUGAAAAGUCCCUUCUGCCCUGUAAGGUAAUAUAUACAUAGAUGCUGGGGAUUAGGACAUGGACCAUUAUUCUGCCUACCACACCUUUCCUGCCCCUGCAGGAGAGACUGCAGAAUGAUCCAGCCUACAGGUGUGUUUUGUUUAGCCUGCGCAUCUUUUUAAAGAGUUAGUCACCAACAUUUAAAAUUAUAAAAUGUUUACAUAAAAAUCCAGAUUGGAAGGUCUGGCCAUGCUGGGGCUCACAUUCUCACCGAGCAACAACCAGCUGGAGUUGCAACGCAGCUCAUCUUUAGAUGGGGCAUCUGGUUCACCAGUUCACCGCAGGGCCCACCAACCCUGUCACCUCACACACUGAGGCUGAGGGUCUGCUGCUAUUGGUCAACACCCUGCAGAGUUGCUUCUCUCAUAAUGAAAUGGAAAGUUCAAGACUCAUAUCUCAUAUGAAAUAAGAAGACAAUUCUUGAGGCUGAUGGGUGCUUCAGGAAAGUUUCUUUUACACACAGCCCACAUCCUUCAUUUAUACUAAUUACCAGCCCAGCUCCUGUGGGCAUUUGCCUUUGUGGCCCCUGUUCUCAUCCGGGAGGAGAAGGAUUGUGUUAUGGCUUGUCAGUACAGUCCCAGGUCGAUACUUCUGUGGCAAAACCUCCUUUAAAAAGUAGUUGCAAGGGGCCUCCCUGGUGGCGCAAGUGGUUGAGAGUCCGCCUGCCGAUGCAGGGGAUACGGGUUCGUGCCCCGGUCUGGGAGGAUCCCAUAUGCCACGGAGCGGCUGGGCCCGUGAGCCAUGGCCGCUGAGCCUGCGCGUCCGGAGCCUGCGCGUCCGGAGCCUGUGCUCCGCAACGGGGGAGGCCACAACAGUGAGAGGCCCGCAUACCGCAAAAAAAAAAAAAAAAAAAAAAAGUAGUUGCAGGGCUUCCCUGGUGGCGCAGUAGUUAAAGAAUCUGCCUGCCAAUGCAGGGGACAUGGGUUCAAGCCCUGGUCCAGGAGGAUCCCACAUGCCACAGGGCAACUAAGCCCGAGCGCCACAACUACUGAGCCUGCACUCUAGAGCCCGCGAGCCACAACUACUGAACCCACAUGCCACAACUACUGAAGCCUACACGCCCUAGAGCCUGUGCUCCGCAACAAGAGAAGCCACUGCAAUGAGACACCCGCGCACCAUAACAAAGAGUAACCCCCGCUUGCUGUAACUAGAGAAAGCCCGCACGCAGCAACAAAGACCCAAUGUAGCCAAAAAUAAAUAAAUUAAAAAAUAAUAAUAAAAGGAAUUAACAUCAAAAGAAAAGUAGAUGCAGGUCGUCGUGUUCAGUGACUUCACCUUGGAAAUACACUGCCCAGACUUCUCCACCUGCUACUUUGCCUCCAUGAAAAGGAGUUUUGCAAUCUCCUAAAUGGUGUGUGUUCCAGGGUUUUUUUUAACUUUCCAGGAGGAAGAGUAUGUUGGGGGUUUUUAAAUUAUGCCUUCGGUGCUGUCAGUGACACCUUUACUUCUGAAAGGCUGGCUCUGCCCAGGGACCCUCAGCCUCUUGACCUGAGAUGCUGGCGAACACCCUCCAGGAAGGGCCAGAGGAGGGCUGUGCCUUCCUUCCCUCUGCUGAAAUUGUAUCAAUAUUUAAAACCAUCGUUGGGGCCCUGGCCCCCCAUUCUCUGCCUUCUCUGACCUCCUGGCCGCUUCUGACAGUCACUCAGUCAGUGCUCUGAAUCCCACCCUCAAAGCAUGGCUGUCAUCACACGUCACCUUUACUCACAAGGGCACCACGUGGCCAUUUUCUUUUAACCGAGAGCUCAAAACUCCAGGCCAAGUUGCUGUCUUCUUGAGACCUCAGGUGGAUUUAAUGUUUUCCAAAGACAUGCCUCCUUGAAGGGGCCAGCCCGACAUACCCCUGGCUCUUUUCUUUUAAGCCCAGGCCCCACUUCUGUAAAAUAUUUCAGGGUCACUGAAAACCAAACACAUUUGUUGAAGCCUAGCUUGUGCCAGCACGGUAUCCUCCACGCUGGGUCUGCUGAUGCGGGGCUGCCCUCACGCCCAUCCUCUGUACCUGUGACAAAGCCUGACUCAGACAGGACUGGUUAAUGCUGCAGUCAUUUUGCACGGGAGGGGUAUGUUUCAAGGAAGAGUCAAGGGAGAAAAGCAUAAGUCCAUGGAACAUAACCUGGGUCAAGGUUAGGACUGAUUUGUGUGGAUCUGCAAUGCUUAACUCGAAAUAAUUUAUUUGUUGUAUAUACUUUUGAGGCAGCAUUUUAUUCAUUUCCUACACUUUUUUAAAUAAACAGAUAUACAGA